Arachis duranensis is the source of this 2523-nucleotide messenger RNA. Its product is annotated as UPF0496 protein At3g19330. NCBI's taxonomy places the organism in Eukaryota, Viridiplantae, Streptophyta, Magnoliopsida, Fabales, Fabaceae. The record is from RefSeq and is a predicted model, not a curated record. Bases 201 to 1265 code for a protein of 354 amino acids. The transcript has 3 exons.
UUGUUCUAGUGCAAGAUUGACUUACGGCAUCUCAAUGUAAAUAACUGUUAGAAGCACGCGGUGUUACGGCAAUCUCUCGCCAACUUUCCUUCUCUCAUUUGUUGGGGUGAAGCGGACUCUCGGCGGAACUGCGCAACGUGACGCAGAACAAGUGUCCACUAUAAACUGAGAAUUGAGAAUUCCUCCUAACCAAAAUUAGAAUGCGGGAUUGUCAGUUCCUCAAGUCAUUCACCAAUUCAUCCUCAGGACCUGCUUCAGUUCCAAGUCUUCCACCGUCUUCCCAUGGUGACAACACACCCAGCACAUCCAGUUCCACAGCGAGCGUCUCUCGCGAAUACAACCUAACAGUGCAGGCCAAAUCCUAUGCGGAGAUUAGGUCCAUGAUACAGGGUGCUCCAGCGGAGGGCGAAGUGCACCUUCUUAACCCUGACGGAGAUUGUGUAAAUGAAGCACUCAACAACAACACAAUAAUCAGAAACAGAAACGGCAGCUUCACCAGCCUCAUUAGCACUUACUUCAACCACACUGAAACCGCCUCGCAGCACUGCCUCCGCCUUCAUCGAUGCGUCGAUCGCGCACGAGCCAUGUACGCACCCCUCUUCGACCUCCGCGACUCCCAUGAUUGUGACCGCACCUUCGAUCUAUUCGUUCAGUUCGAUGGCAACGAAAACCCUUUCCCUGAUUCAAAUGUCUCCAGCAAAGACAUCCGUAACUGCCUCACAGACCUUAGAAACCAGCUUGAUUUUGGCCUCGGCAAGUCUCGCUCUCGGAUUCGCCUCUUCCGGCGCGCUACUGCCGGUUCUGCUCUCUGUUUCGUCGCCACUGCGGUUGGAGUGGCAGCUGCGGCGGUUGCACUCACAAUUCAUGCCGUUUUUGCCCUUGCCGCCGCUGCUGGUCCCUGUUGCAGUGCUUACAUCCCCAAUCCGAGUUGUGCGGCUGAAAAGAGGGAAGUUGCCAGGCUGGCACAGCUAGAUGCCGCUGCCAAAGGUGCUUACGUGCUGAGCUAUGACCUCGACACCAUUGAUCGACUCGUGGCUCGACUCCACACUACAAUUGAGGGAGACAAGCGUCUUGUUAGGAUGGGGUUGGAGAAGGGAAGGGCGAGUUAUCCUAUCCAGGAGGUUUUCAAGCUCCUAUGCAAGAACAAUGAAAGUUUUCUCCGCCAGCUUGAUGAUCUUGCGGAGCACGUAUGCCUCUGCAUUUACACUGUCAACAAGGCGAGAGUUUUGCUUCUUAAAGAGAUAUGUGGUCAUCAAACUCCCUAGUUCCUGUUUUUAACCAAUUGAUCCUUUUUUUUUUGUUUGUUGUAUGUGUGAUCAUUGCUGGUCCAGGUCUUCAACGUAAUCUGCUAUUUCAGGAAAGGGUUUAAACUAAUGUUUGUGCUAGAUUUCAGUUCAUACUUCAUACUGCUAUGGCCUAUUGAAGAAACACCCUUAUUGUAUUAACCAUAACUAUCUAUUCAUUCAUAUCAGAGACAGAGAGUACCUUGCCACCUAAUAGCCAUUGCCACCCUAGUUCAUAUUUCAUUGUUGUGGAAUGUUGAUGUACUUCCUAAACUUUUUAACAAUUCUGCCUUCUUUUUGGUUUCUUUUAAGUUCAAAAUUGCAAUAUUUUUUUUAAGCAUUUUUCUGUUGCCUACUAUCUCAGUGAUUGCAGUAAUCAGAUACAGAUUCAGUUUUGUUUAUGAAAGGAUGCUUUUGUUUGUUUGUACAUAUGCUUGCUUUUUAUGUUGAAGAAUGGUGUGGCUUCGGCAUUUCCAUCUACUUUUUCAAAGAGAAACCCAGCUUCAUAAUUUGUCUGAAAGAGGUUUGGUCUUUGGUUGGUUGGUCCUUCAAUUUUCUUAGAAAAUUUUCACUUAGAAGUUUUCGUUAAUGGUUUUCAUUGUAUGGCCAGAGCGUUAGGAGGAGGCGAAAUGAUGAGAAGAUGAAGGCCAUGGAAAAAUUAAUUCCCAUUUGAAUAAGUUUUGCCACCAGGUCAUAUUGAAGGAGAUAUAGGGAGUUAUUGUUGCUGAGGAUGGUGCAACUCUCAUGGAACCACUGGGAGGUUUUUUCCCCUUGGUCAUUGACCUUGCGAAAGCUCUCUAGAUGUCGAAAGUGUCGUUGUCGGGAAAGCAAAGGAACAAAAAGAGGGACGGUGCUCUAGACACGAAGGUGGCUGAGCUCGUCCUUGAGGCAAGGACCAUCAAAGUUUGUCCUUUUUAAUUAUAUGAAGUAUUUCAAAGUUGGACUAGGUGGGUUUGAUUGGCGUUCAGAGUGAGGGAUUUUGGAUUAGGGUUAAAAGGCUGAGUGAGUGACCAUAAAAAAAAAAAAAAUCCAAUGUAGAAUCAAAACUUAUUUAAAAUAUUAGAAAUAAAAUUAAAACAAAUCGAAUGCUAGAGAUAUUUUUGAAUUUUUUCGAAAAUAUCAGGUAUAGAAAAUAUAUUACCUUAUAUAUAUAAAGUAGCAUCAGUUUCAAGUGUACUUGCUAUAAAAGAUUCUAGCUGCUGGUGUUGACUUUUGAUUUAAGAUAUAAUGACUUUCCUUA